This is a messenger RNA of Drosophila subpulchrella, 2418 nucleotides long. RefSeq lists its product as uncharacterized. NCBI's taxonomy places the organism in Eukaryota, Metazoa, Arthropoda, Insecta, Diptera, Drosophilidae. Gene Ontology annotation, molecular function: calcium ion binding. Bases 125 to 2311 code for a protein of 728 amino acids. The record is from RefSeq and is a predicted model, not a curated record. The transcript is spliced from 9 exons.
AUUGUUUCACCAGGUCCGCCCACACACAGAAACACUCACUCAGUACAAACGACUUUUGUACACCCAUUUUACACACAUUAUAUUGUGCAAAAGAAAAAUCGGAAAAAAGUUUUAACCCAGCAAGAUGCAUUCGACCAAGAUUAAAGAGGGCGAUGACAGGGAGGACAUGGAGCUAAACCAAAUCUGGCGAGGAUGUCGUAAAAUUCAGGGAGCCAUUUUUCGUUAUAACUUUGACAUCUGUGCCGAGUUAAAGCAGCACGAUCCUUGCUGCAGCGGCUUUGUGUCCGAACCCAUUUUCACGGCCGUAUUGGGCAAAUAUCGCAAGGUGGCCGGAAUGUCCGAGUCCGAACUCCGGGAUGUCACCGACUAUUUCCAAAUUCGAGAUGGACGAGUAGCAUAUCGUCAGUUCUGCAAGGUCGUCUGCAGUGAAACCCUCCAUAAGACUGCCAAAACGGAUUUGGCAACAGGUCUGGAAUGGAAUGAUCCCUGGCAUGUGAAUGUUAUCCCCCAGCCGGAGGAUCGCAGACGGCUCUGCUUGAUCCUGGUCAAGAUUGCCCAGCUGUCCCACAUUCCUCUCAUGCCAUACUUUCAGGACUAUGAACUGAUUGCCCAAAAUGUAGGAGUCGUGACCGUUGCGCACUUUUCGCGAGUGCUGCACUUUAUGAAGAUCCCCCUUUCCGAAUCGGACUUCCUACUCCUACUAAGGCGCUAUAUGAAGGAUGGAUACCUGGUCAACUACGUGGCUUUUCUUAAGCACAUUGAUAAUAUUAUAGCAUACCUGGGCGAGCAUCAUCUGCUAGAUAACUCCCAUGACAUAAUCAAAGACUUUCCGGGACGCCUAGUAGACCUAGAGCUAUCACAACUGCCGGCAAUUGAUGGCUGCAAGGCAGUACACCCGAUUUUCCCAGAUGCCUGUCAUACGCCCAAAAAGAACCGAAACCAGUGCGACAUUCUCUUCUGCAUCCAGAACUACAUCUACAAGAACCAAGUGCGCACCUCCGAGUUCCUCGAGAGCUAUGACUCUCUGAACGUGGGCAGCAUCACCAAGAAUCAGUUCGAGCGGGGCCUGUCCAAUAUGGGAGUGGGCAAGUAUCUGACCCAGAGGGAGAUGUCCAUCCUGUUGGAACGCUACACAGACCCUGUGGACACUAAUCGGGUGCGCUGGCGAAAUUUCGCCGACGAGAUUGAUACAGUUUUUACCAUCAAGAACCUGGAGAAGAUGCCACAGUGUGUCGUGGAAUCGCCACUUCGUCAUAUACAAGAGCUGCCCAGACCAGGAGCCGUGCCCUGGGAGACGGUGCCGGCGAAUAUCCGGGAUCUGUGCGAGGAUGCCAUGGCCAAGAUACGUAUACGCAUCCGCAAUCGUCGCCUCUAUCUACAUCCUUUCUUCCGGAGUUACGACAAACUCAACAGUGGCCAUGUGCGCUGCAACAUAGCCAAGCAGAUCUUCCGCACCAACGGCAUCCUUUUAUCCGAUCCGGAACAGGACUCUGUGCUGAGUCGCUAUGGCAACGAGCUGGGCUUCUGCUAUACCAAGUUUUUGGACGACGUCGAUCCCGCAGAGUACGCCAUGCCGGCGAUGGUCACCAAGCAGCAACUGGUGGAGUGCCCGCCGUUCGCGAGGGACAAUCUGGAGCCGGAGGACGUCAGCGAGGAGGUCAUUGUGCGCAUCCUGACUAACUGCAAGCGACAGGCUGUUAUCAAGAGCGUAGCCGUCAUAGAGUUCAUGAAGGACUACGACCGCCACCGCGAGGGCGAGAUCCUCGAAUCGGACUUUAAGCGCGCCCUGGACAAUUCGAGUGUAAUUAUCAAGGAAGAAGAGGCCACCAUCUUGUGCAACAUCUUCCGUUCACCCCAACGCGUAUCCUGCGUCCGCUACCGCGACUUCUGCAAGGCCCUCGACGAGAUCUUCAUCCAACUGGACACGAGCAUGGGUGACCAGGUGGUGACCGCAGUGCCGCUGCUCCACCUGCCCAACCUGGACUGCGUCGACUGCUUCCUGAGCUUCGACGAGCGAACCAUCUGCUCGCAGGCCCUGAUGAAUCUGGCCCGCAAACCGGACGAGAUCUCCAACCUGAGCCAGGUGUUCAAGGACUUUGAUCGCGAACAGUGCGGCUCCAUCACGCAGAACCAGUUCCUGCGUGGCAUCACAGUGCGCGACAUGCACGUAAUGCUGAGCAGCCGCGAGUUCCAGGCCAUCUGCAAGUGCUUCGGCGUCAAGAAGGGCAUGUGCAUGGAGUUCAACUACCGCGAGUUCCUCAAAAUCCUCGACGUGCUCUUCUCCACCGGCCAGAUGAAGCGCAACUAUUAAGCAUGUGAUAAGUAACCCCCUCUCAAAAUUCUAAGUGUUCCCCGUCAGUUCGGUCCCCCAAAAUUGUUUGUGAUAUUUGGCAAUAAACAACAACUUGUGGACUUUUA